Messenger RNA from Petromyzon marinus (sea lamprey), 2466 nucleotides. Its product is annotated as ubiquitin-conjugating enzyme E2 N-like. The record is from RefSeq and is a predicted model, not a curated record. NCBI's taxonomy places the organism in Eukaryota, Metazoa, Chordata, Hyperoartia, Petromyzontiformes, Petromyzontidae.
CGGCAAAAGGGCAAUUGGAAUCGAUUUCCUCCCUCGCCACCACGUGACAAGCAGGAAGUGCCGCCCGCUCUGUGGAGUACAGCGGCGUUGGCUCGCUCCCCUUGGCCGCCUCCUGAACUCGAACGUCGUCUUCACGUCGCCGAUCGGCUCCCUCGAAUCGUUUCGUUUUGCGUCGAGGGUAACGCGCACACACACGCGCGCACAUGGCCGAACUGCCCAAGCGCAUCAUCAAGGAGACGCAGCGGCUCAUGACGGAGCCCGUGCCGGGAAUCAGCGCCGAGCCGGAUGAGAGCAAUGCGCGCCACUUCCACGUCAUCAUCAUCGGGCCCCCCGACUCGCCCUUCGAGGGCGGCACCUUCAAGCUGGAGCUCUUCCUCCCCGAGGACUACCCCAUGGCGCCGCCCAAGGUGCGCUUCAUGACCAAGAUCUACCACCCCAACGUGGACAAGCUGGGACGCAUCUGCCUGGACAUACUCAAGGACAAGUGGUCACCGGCGCUGCAGAUCCGCACGGUGCUGCUGUCGAUCCAGGCGCUGCUGAGUGCACCCAACCCGGACGACCCCCUCGCCAAUGACGUCGCCGAGCUGUGGAAGGUUAACGAGGCCCAGGCACUUGAGAAAGCAAGGGCUUGGACGAAGCUUCACGCGAGGAGCAAUCAGUAAGGAGUGCACUUGAGCCGCCGUAAUGCUUGAAUCUUCUCGACAGGAUGCUUUCCAACUUGCGACUAGCUGUGAAAACGCACUCUAAAAAACUCUCACUCUGCUGAUGUAUGCCGUUAGGUUCACUAUUAAUAGCGUUUUGGUUUCCACGGAUGUGUUUUCUUUUUUUUUGCUCGGCAGGAUUGUUAAAAGCACCCGUGCGCGCUCCGCGUACUUGCACGCCGCCCGCAGCAACGCGCCGGUUGUGAAGUGCGUGCGUAAAAACUGUCAAAAAGAUGAACGACGGAAGGCCCGUGUACGCUGCUUCAAAUGAUGUGCCUGUUAAAAUGAUGCUCACCCACAACGGGCCUGCUCCGAUUCACUUCGCGCGCUCAUUUGCACGUGCAAUCUAUGGCAGCAUGCGCAGCCAGAUUGCAGGGUAGUUGCGUUUGUGAAUGGGCCUUUGCAAUUAGUCCUUUCAAUUUUCUUCCUUGAUUCAAUGUCAUAAAAUGUGUGUUGCCCUUGGUAUUGAAUUCGUACUUGGAAUUGCCCGGCAUAUCUAGACCUCAACAGUUCAUCAAUAACACUGCCCUAAAUAAAAAUAUAUAUACGAUAGGUGACAUUUUGGGCAAUGGCCCUUCAAAUUGGAGGGAUGAUCUCUCUGCUCAUGAAUGUGUUGGCUUUUUGCUGUGUGUGCAUCACUGUCAACGCAGCAUCACAACAACAUGUUUGGUCAUGUUUGGUCCAGCUAGAGCAGCAGGCUUAUAAGAGCGGUGUACAAUUAAAAAGUCAAAACAAAUUAUUAGCGUAUCAAUUCAAGCUACUUUGUGGUUGUGCAUAAAUAAGGAAUUACAUCUUCUUUGGUUCUUUCUUAAAUCGAAAUUUAAGGAAUUACAGUUCAGGAAUUGCUUUUCCAGAGGUGGAAAAGGACUGGGUAUAACUGCUUGCACGCCAUACGUAACCAACCAUGCUAAUCAGAGGCGUGGGGAAGGACAAACUAAAUACAAAAAGCAGUUUUAAAGAAAUGUUUUCAAUCUAUAUUUUAAAGUGCAUUGCUCUAGUGGUUUCCUGAUAUCGGAAGAGCGUUUCAGACUGCCACGGAGGUACAUCUAAAAGCGCGUGAUGGGGUAACUGCCUGACGGCUAGCCAAGGAUAAAAAUGCUCUGUCACUAACAUUUUCUGCUUUCAAGCUGAAAAAUGCUCCAGUCUGCUAAAGAGCAAAUACCCAAAAUGUAAAUGUAGUAGAAUCUUUUUGUGAAUCAGUGGUUGGCGUACUGUACGAUGAACUUACCCAGGUUCAAUUCCUGGCGACUGCGAGCAAUGGCAUGGGCUUCCCCCUUCAAGCCACACAGACCAGCGUGGUGAAGCAUGAUCAAUAAAAUCCCUGCAACGAAUAAGCCAUUGGGAGGCCUUCAUCCAACAGUGGAUAGGCAAAAAACUGCACAUUACACUAAAGAAACUGCCGAUGGUGGUGGUGAAGUAUCUCCAAACAGAUGCAUCUUCGGUGACAUUGCCCUUGAAUUGUCAAGCCGCUCCCCGUUUACACCAGGUACUUAACACUUUACCACACACUAUCCAAUCGAAUUUCUCAUGUGACAUCGGCGCUUUGCGAAACCUCUGGCAAAGCUUAAGGUUCCACUGUGGCUGCUGGUAUGCUGUUUAUGAACAAGUUUGCCCUUCAACCUUAUUUACAGACCUUACUUACCAUUUUAUUUUUCAAUUGCGAUGCAUCUGACCACUGGAUACACCGUUGCGUGUUGAAUUCUUGAGUGUAAAUCUUCACGCUCUUUAUUUCUUAAAUAAAUAUUUUUAAAAACUGUAAAAGGUU